This is a messenger RNA of Lycium barbarum (goji berry), 718 nucleotides long. RefSeq names its product large ribosomal subunit protein uL5z-like. Lineage: Eukaryota; Viridiplantae; Streptophyta; Magnoliopsida; Solanales; Solanaceae. The transcript has a single exon. Gene Ontology annotation, molecular function: RNA binding; structural constituent of ribosome. The coding region runs from base 73 to 615 and encodes 180 amino acids. Gene Ontology annotation, biological process: translation. The record is from RefSeq and is a predicted model, not a curated record. Gene Ontology annotation, cellular component: cytosolic large ribosomal subunit; ribosome.
UCUAAAAGAAUAAAUAAAUAAUUUCCGCCAUCUCAGUACCCCUUACAGCUUUCAACUUGACGCCGAAGCGCCAUGGCUUCAGAGAAGAAAUUGAGUAACCCCAUGAGGGAUAUUAAGGUCCAGAAGCUUGUCCUCAACAUCUCCGUUGGUGAGAGUGGAGAUCGACUUACCAGAGCGGCAAAAGUUUUGGAGCAGCUUAGUGGCCAAUCCCCUGUUUUUUCCAAGGCAAGGUAUACUGUGCGGUCCUUUGGAAUCAGGCGUAAUGAAAAGAUAGCCUGCUAUGUGACUGUCAGAGGGGAGAAAGCAAUGCAGCUACUUGAGAGUGGAUUGAAAGUUACGGAAUAUGAGUUGUUGAGAAGGAACUUCAGUGAGACCGGCUGCUUUGGGUUUGGUAUUCAGGAGCACAUUGAUCUUGGAAUUAAAUAUGAUCCUUCAACUGGUAUUUAUGGAAUGGAUUUCUAUGUGGUAUUGGAGCGCCCUGGAUAUCGUGUUGCUCGUCGUCGCAGGUGCAAGUCUCGAGUUGGGAUUCAGCACAGGGUUACUAAGGAUGACGCAAUGAAGUGGUUCCAGGUCAAAUAUGAAGGUGUUAUCCUUAACAAGUCCUCAAACAUUUAGUGAUAAGCUCAGAGCCAACUUCUGGAUCAGCUUGUCUCCUGGCAAGUUUAUUUAUGUAUUAUUGUAGACAGCAUCUAUAUCACUUAAAGGAAUAUUUUGGAGA